This is a messenger RNA of Lactuca virosa, 2853 nucleotides long. NCBI's taxonomy places the organism in Eukaryota, Viridiplantae, Streptophyta, Magnoliopsida, Asterales, Asteraceae. The record is from the annotation of a GenBank genome assembly.
UGAAAAUCCCAAUUGUCACCCACAAAAUUCAAUGCGUCUUGAGUUCAGAGCUUUUCCAGAUUGAAUCUGGUUUCUUUCAAGUCCGAAUUCAUCCUCAUCUUUCCAUGUUUCUCUCGGAUUGCAUGGGCGUUGACUAUUUACCGGUGGACCUUCAUAAAGCAAAGGCCUCCAUGGCUCCAACUCUCCCACCUCCACCACCUUUCUCCUCUUUUGACUCCAAUGCGUACGCCCAAAUCUGCACGAAACUUCACAUGCAUAUCACAUACUCAUUACUUUAUCAAUUGAAACACCCAUCUGUCUGAUUCGAGAAUCUAAUUUGAACUUUUGGUUGGGAAGUAAUAGCAGCCGGUGGGUGAAAAGAGCGAGAGACAUAGAACCAUAUUUGAAGCGUUGCUUAGGGUUCAUUGCCAACCCACUUGGGAAAAAGUGUUUUCUGUUUCUGAUAGAUACAUUGAACCUGGAUGGGAUUUGAGGCUUGAGGGCGUUCUGCGUAAUUGGUGAGUUUGUUAAGUUAAGUAUACUCUACAAUGGCUCAUCAAGAUAAGGAUCAUGAAACAAAGGACAUGGAGACAAGAACUUUUAUCCCCUCACAGAAUGUACCUUACAUUCACAAAGUUGGAAUACCCCCAAAACAAGGUCUCUUGAAGGAAUUCAAAACCACAGUGAAAGAAACGUUUUUUUCAGAUGAUCCUCUACGCCCUUUUAAAGAUCAACCAAAAUCUAGACAAUUUAUGCUUGGCCUUCAAGCAGUGUUCCCAAUUCUUGAAUGGGGUAGAAAUUAUAAUCUCAAAAAGUUUAGAGGAGACCUUAUUGCAGGACUCACCAUUGCAAGUCUUUGUAUUCCUCAGGACAUUGGGUACUCAAGACUUGCAAAUUUACCUCCUCAGUUUGGACUAUACUCAAGCUUUGUGCCCCCUUUGAUUUAUGCAUUUAUGGGUAGUUCAAGAGAUAUAGCCAUUGGACCAGUUGCAGUGGUGUCUCUCUUAUUAGGGACACUUCUUCAAAAUGAAUUUGAUCCAGUGAGUGAUGCACUUGAGUAUCGUAGGCUUGCGUUUACAGCUACAUUUUUUGCAGGGAUUACCCAAGCUACCCUUGGAGUUCUCAGAUUAGGGUUCCUUAUUGACUUCCUAUCACAUGCUGCUGUUGUUGGAUUUAUGGGUGGAGCUGCCAUCACUAUCGCUCUUCAACAACUCAAGGGCUUUCUUGGAAUAAAACAUUUCACAAAGAAAACUGAUAUUAUUUCUGUAAUGAAAUCAGUUUUUGGGUCUAUUGAUCAUGGGUGGAAUUGGCAGACAAUAGUGAUUGGAGCAAGUUUUCUAGCUUUCCUACUCUCGGCUAAAUACCUUAGUAAAAAGAAUAAGAAGCUCUUUUGGGUGUCUGCAAUUGCACCAUUAAUCUCAGUUAUCUUGUCUACUUUAUUCGUGUACAUCACACAUGCGGAUAAGCAAGGUGUUGCAAUUGUGAAACAUAUAGAGAAAGGAAUCAACCCUCCAUCUGUAAAUGAGAUUUAUUUCUCGGGUGAAAAUCUUUUAAAAGGGUUUCGGAUUGGUAUAGUGGCUGGCAUGAUAGCAUUAACGGAAGCUGUUGCUAUUGGAAGAACAUUUGCUUCAAUGAAAGACUACCAAGUAGAUGGGAACAAAGAAAUGAUAGCAUUGGGAACAAUGAAUGUUGUAGGCUCAAUGACAUCAUGCUAUGUUGCAACAGGUUCUUUUUCACGAUCAGCUGUAAAUUACAUGGCAGGAUGCCAAACAGCAGUUUCCAACAUAGUGAUGUCAUUAGUUGUAUUUUUAACCUUAAAAUUCUUGACACCACUUUUUGAGUACACCCCAAAUGCAAUCCUAUCUUCCAUCAUCAUAUCUGCUGUAAUUGGUUUAAUCGAUUAUGAAGCUGCAAUUUUAAUCUGGAAAAUUGACAAAUUCGAUUUUGUUGCUUGUUUGGGAGCUUUUCUUGGUGUGGUUUUCGCAUCAGUGGAGAUUGGUCUUUUAAUUGCUGUCUCGAUAUCUUUUGCUAAGAUUCUUCUUCAAGUUACAAGGCCAAGAACUGCUAUUUUGGGAAGGAUUCCAAUGACAACUGUUUAUAGGAACAUUCAACAGUAUCCGGAAGCAACUAAAGUCCCUGGUGUUUUGAUUGUCAGGGUUGAUUCUGCUAUUUAUUUCUCUAAUUCCAACUACACUAAAGAAAGAAUAUUGAGAUGGUUAACCGAGGAAGAAGAUCAUUUGAGAGCAACAUAUCAACCAAAAGUUCAAUCCUUGAUCAUCGAGAUGUCACCUGUUACAGAUAUCGACACUAGUGGAAUACAUGCAUUUGAAGAGUUGUACAGGAGUCUGGUUAAGAGAGAUGUUCAGCUUGUUCUUGCAAACCCUGGUCGACUGGUGUUAGACAAGUUAUAUGCAUCGGGUUUCCCAGAUCUAAUAGGUGAAAACAAGAUCUUUCUCACAGUUGCAGAUGCUGUUCUCACUUGUGCACCCAAGAUCCUUCAACAAGUAUGAUCAACCAACUUCACCACAUGAAAUGAGCAGAGUUUUUGUAGAUAUGAGCUCUAGAUAUCCAUAUAUACAUACAUAUAUAUUAUAACUCAAAACUACAAUAACAAGAAGAAAGCAUGAAAUUUUGGAGGGGAAAACGUUUAGUCAGCGGUUAGACAUUCAAACUUGUUGUGGAUCUGUAAAAUGGAGAAAGGUUAAAAGAUUGAAGCUCCUAAAACGGUUUUUGGAUCUCUUCAGUUCUUUGUUUUAGGAUGCUUGCAAGCUUUAGAUGUAACGAAUCAAUCUGAAUCAAGAUUUCAUGUUUCCUUUGAAGGGGUAUUAUUGUACUUCAAUGGUUGUUUUUUAUUUAUAUGUUUUUACUUUUUAA